CUCGGCGCGCUUCCGUCCUCCCUCUCGCCUUUUCCCUUUCCCUGCCCCAGGCGCAGAUUAAUCUGCUCGUUCCUGCGCAGCUCGCAUCAAUCAACCCGCUUCAUUCCCAUCAUCCAGCCGGCUGGCCAGCCUUACCGACUGGACGCCAGGCCUCUUCCGACCGCAGCCACAGCCACGAGGACUCGGGUCGCACCGCCAUAGCACGUCCCCGGCCCCAUCUGUGUGCCCAUAGCGGAACGCAGAACAUCUGAGUGGCCCCGUCAACCAGCCUGACCCAGCACCGUCCUCCGCGGCACUGUACUCCCCCGUGCUUCCACGUGCCUUCCGCUGAGAUCAAGAUCACCUACUUGCGCGUCCAUUCCUCACCCUGCGGGCACCAAGCGCGAGUCUAGUCUGUGCGGUUCAUGAGCAUAUUAUAAUCGUCCUUUUCCUGGGCCCUCACCAUGUGGGCAGAGGUCAACGGCGAGAAAAAGAAGGUCGCUUGCGGCCCAUGCAUUCGAGGUCACCGCUCCUCAAAAUGCGACCAUCGCGAUCGGGUGCUGGUCGAGGUCCGCAAGCCCGGUCGACCUCUCAGCAGCUGUCCGCACCCCACUGGGUCGUGUAGCUGCGAGCGAGUCGUCAUCAACUACACCAUCCCCAAGUCCUCAGAAUGCGCCUGCCCAUCCGACGCUGCGUCGCCAGUGCUCGUGAACAAUGGCACCGGGCGCGUUCAGAAACCCCGUGGUCGCAAAUCUACCGCGACGACCUUCAAUACUGCCGUACUCGAAAAGGCAAUCAAGGCCGCCCAGGACGGCGAGACCGAUUCCUCAUCUCUUCUCACAGGAACCCCAACGAGCGAAAGCAACAAUGCGUCGAACCCUUCUAGUGCGAGCUCGACGCCACGACUAGCUCCACUGCAGAAGGAUGUCGAUCCAGUUAUCGCUCAAUCCUCCGCUCCAACUUCUCGACCUGCAACCUCCCAAGGUGUAUCCAGCUGCUGCAAACCUAAGCCCGUACAAGCGCAGAGUGGCAGCUGUUGCAGCAGCAAGGCAGCUCCACCGCCUCAGUCUGCGCCCGCGAAGAAGUCUUGUUGCGGAGGUUCCACUCCCGCUCAGCCAACGCAACCAUUAAUGCCACAACCUCAUAUGCCGCAGAACUAUCCACAACAUCUCUCCAACUUCACUCAGUACCCGACACAAUUUCCGACGCCGCCGUUUGGCAUGUCUCACCCUGGAAACAAUUUUAUGCAUACACAGCCGCCGUUCAACUUCAACACGCCGAUAUACAACCACAUGGCAUCUGGCUAUCAGCCGCCGGUAUCUAUGCCCAUGACACCAAUGAACGGACAUGCCGCACAUCACAACCCAGAACACAACUGUCACUGCGGUGAUUCUUGCAGCUGUUUCGGUUGCGCCGCACACCCGAACAACGCGACCAUGAUUGAAUAUGUCCGUUCCAUGCAUCAAUUCAUGAGCACAGGCCAGUUUGGUGCAAUGCCUCCGCCAACCUACGAUAUACCAUCUUAUCCUCACCAACCAGGAUUUGGUGCCGAAGCCAACGUCGCUUUGAACCCUAUGCAGACCACCUACCUCCCUGCCAACCAGAUGAACUUCCAGCCAAGCAUCAACACCAUGACCAUGCAGCAUCCACCAAUGAACCUACCAGGCCCAUGGCCACAUACUGCCAACCCGGGCUCCAUGCACAAUCCUCACACAACAGCGACUGCUUAUUUCGAAAAUGCCAACACUUCCAGCAACCCGGCACCAGCCCAUAGCAGGGAGUCCUCUGCACCCCUAAAGGUCGAAGAACAGGUGCAAAGCCCCACCUUUACCGACAGCCCAAGCGAAGGCAAAGAGGAGGACACUGUCACUUUAUCACCCUCGGCGUUCCUCUGGCAGGAGAUGGUGCUGCCUGGUUGCAAUGACGCGACAGGCACCUGCCAGUGCGGCGACGGUUGUGAGUGCGUUGGCUGUCUGACGCACGGCGGACACAAUGGUGUGGCUUUGGAGAUGAUGGAAGGCAAUGAACAGGAUACGUUUCCAGGGUUUGCUGCACCAGGAGACACCAAUUCCUCAAAUCAAUUUGCGGAGUUCUCGACUGCACCGACCUGAGACCCAAGCAAUUGGUCGAUCACAUCCAGAUUCUUGCUGAGCGAUGGCGCCCCCAACCUUCGCAGCUUGGUAGUCGCAGCAAUACCUGCAUCUGAUGUACCCAUAGAUUACCAGGUCUUAAACUGGUCCGGCAUGUUGGAGCUUCUAGUGAUCUGCUUCAAAUUUGCCAGCACAAGACGCUCUUACAUGUUCGACAGGCGCACGCUCUCACCCACAGCAUGCUUAAACGAGCUCCACGAAUCCACGACAUGCUUCUUUGUAUAUUUUUUCACCUUUGACGGAUUGAGCCCUUGCUCUUCAUACAUUGUUCCAAUUCGAUAUCCACGGGCAUGGUUGUUUCGGCAUAUUUCGCUCCUUAGGCACUGAUAUCAGGAUCCAGCGAAAACGCCCAUAUGGCGUAGUAUAGCAUACUGGCAUGCUUGAAUAUACCCCACUUUACGACAGCGUAGCCGCCGUCCU
Molecule: messenger RNA, 2549 nt
Organism: Paraphaeosphaeria sporulosa
Lineage: Eukaryota; Fungi; Ascomycota; Dothideomycetes; Pleosporales; Didymosphaeriaceae
Exons: 2
Coding region: 444-2090 (548 amino acids)
Biological process (GO): intracellular copper ion homeostasis; intracellular iron ion homeostasis; positive regulation of transcription by RNA polymerase II
Cellular component (GO): nucleus
Molecular function (GO): RNA polymerase II cis-regulatory region sequence-specific DNA binding; DNA-binding transcription factor activity, RNA polymerase II-specific; copper ion binding
Source: RefSeq, a predicted model, not a curated record